Rhinichthys klamathensis goyatoka is the source of this 2292-nucleotide messenger RNA. RefSeq names its product probable voltage-dependent N-type calcium channel subunit alpha-1B. Gene Ontology annotation, molecular function: high voltage-gated calcium channel activity. Gene Ontology annotation, biological process: calcium ion import across plasma membrane; chemical synaptic transmission. NCBI's taxonomy places the organism in Eukaryota, Metazoa, Chordata, Actinopteri, Cypriniformes, Leuciscidae. Gene Ontology annotation, cellular component: neuronal cell body; voltage-gated calcium channel complex; membrane. The annotation marks the transcript as partial. The transcript has 14 exons. The record is from RefSeq and is a predicted model, not a curated record.
GUUUUUUUGUUUCGCAUGUGCAGUUUUGUAAAGCAAAAUCGAGAUGCAAUCUCUCGCAGGUCUUCAGUCUGCAGCGUUCACUCACCUAAAGAGCAGCAGAGGUCACUGCAGAAGAUGUCCAUAUGGGAGCAGCGCACCAACCAGCUGCGCAGACACAAUCUGCGCAACAGCAGUGAGGCCCUUUUCAACGAACUAGAGCCCGAAGAGCGUCUGCACAUGUCUUCUGCGCUGCAUCUGCGGCCCGACAUGAAGACCCACCACGAUCGGCCUCUGGUGGUGGAACAUCGAGACGGCACUGUGGACAAUUCCAGGACUGACGGAGAUGGGGACAGUAGAGAGUGUCAACCGACAAAGAAGCCCCAACGAUGUCGAGGAGAGAACGGAGAUGCAGGGGAGGGGCGGCAGCAUAGACACCACAGCCGAAACAGAGAGCACCAGGGCGGCCUGGAGCGCAGCAGCAGUCAGGAUGGGGGACACAUGAACCACAUGGGUGGCUCUCCUGAGGAGGGCAUAGGGAUGGAGGAGAGAGAACACAGACACCACCAUUCUCGCCGAUCUAGAGAGCUCAACGGGAACGGAAACGGCCCGAUCGGUAAUGGAGGCAGGGGUGAGAGUAGGGUUCGAGGUCACAAAGAGGGCGAAGGAGGGAAUGGAGAGAGGAGGAGACACCGGCCCCGUGUUAAAGCCCAGUCCACACUGGAUGGAGAAGAAUGCAAGGAGAAUGGUGGAAAACGCAGGGGCAGACCGACAGAAACAGACAGCCUAGCCACCAGCCCUCUCCAGUCUCCUACUGAUGAGAAGCCAGAAGUCACGGAUAAUCUAAAAAACAGCACCAGAGCAGGCCCAACCGGAGUCAACAUCCCCGUCACCAUAACUGCCCCGCCAGGAGAGACCACAAUCAUCCCCAUGAACAACAUUGAUGGUGACAGUCUUCUGCUGAACGAGGAAAAGAAGGAUCUUGAUGAGCUAAAUCAGAAUGCGCCCAAACACAUUCUGCCAUACAGCUCCAUGUUUGUGUUUGGUCCAACUAACCCAGUGAGACGGCUGUGUCAUUAUGUGGUGAACCUGAGGUAUUUUGAGAUGUGUAUCCUCACAGUCAUCACCAUGAGCAGCAUCGCUCUCGCUGCUGAAGACCCUGUGCAGGCCAAUGCCCCCCGCAAUGACGUGCUGAAAUAUCUAGAUUACGUCUUCACUGGUGUGUUCACAUUUGAGAUGGUUAUAAAGAUGAUUGAUCUUGGGCUGCUGUUGCAUCCUGGGUCUUACUUCAGGGACCUGUGGAACAUACUGGACUUCAUCGUAGUCAGCGGCGCUCUGGUGGCCUUCGCCUGCUCAGGGACUAAAGGCAAGGACAUCAACACCAUCAAGUCCCUAAGGGUCCUUCGAGUCCUGAGGCCCUUAAAGACCAUCAAACGUUUGCCCAAACUCAAGGCCGUGUUUGACUGCGUAGUGAACUCUCUGAAGAAUGUGCUCAACAUCCUCAUCGUUUACAUCCUCUUCAUGUUCAUCUUCGCCGUCAUUGCUGUGCAGCUUUUCAAGGGGAAGUUUUUUCACUGCACCGAUGAGUCCAAAGCCCUGGAGAAGGACUGCAGGGGGCAGUUCCUGGAGUACGGCAGUGAUGGAGUGGCCUUGACGCAGCCGCGCGAGUGGAAGAAGUAUGAUUUCCAUUAUGACAACGUCCUGUGGGCCUUUCUGACCCUGUUCACUGUCUCUACAGGAGAGGGCUGGCCAACAGUGCUGAAACAUUCUGUAGAUGCCACAUUUGAAGACCAAGGUCCCAGUCCGGGUUAUCGCAUGGAAACCUCCAUCUUCUACGUGGUCUACUUUAUCGUCUUCCCCUUCUUCUUUGUCAACAUCUUUGUGGCUUUGAUCAUAAUCACGUUCCAGGAGCAGGGAGAUAAAGCCAUGUCAGAGUGCAGCUUGGAAAAGAACGAGCGAGCUUGUAUCGACUUUGCCAUCAACGCCAAACCUCUGACCCGCUACAUGCCGCAGGACAAGCAGUCUUACCAGUACAAGAUGUGGAAGUUUGUGGUGUCCACUCCGUUUGAGUACUCCAUCCUGACCAUGAUCGCCAUCAACACGGUGGUCCUCAUGAUGAAGUUCCAUGAUGCUCCUAAACCGUAUGAGGACAUGUUAAAGUGGCUGAACAUCAUCUUCACGGCUCUCUUCACACUGGAGUGCAUUCUCAAGGUCAUCGCCUUCGGCCCUCUGAAUUACCUGAAGGAGGCAUGGAACAUUUUUGACUUUGUUACUGUUCUGGGGAGCAUCACAGACAUUCUGGUUACUGAGAUCAAG